Molecule: messenger RNA, 1011 nt
Organism: Mesorhabditis belari
Lineage: Eukaryota; Metazoa; Nematoda; Chromadorea; Rhabditida; Rhabditidae
Source: the annotation of a GenBank genome assembly
AUGCUUUCCAAGUGCCUCUUGUAUGUGUUCGCGAUCGGGCUACAAGCCGCCGCUCCUCCAUACGGCCAACUCUCAGUUGUAGGCACAAAACUCGUCGGUGCAAAUGGACAAGAAGUCGCAUUACAUGGAAUGUCCCUUUUCUGGUCUCAAUGGACUGAGGGAUCCACUUUCUACAAUAAUGAUACUAUUCAAGCUUUGAAAUGCUCUUGGAACGCGAAUCUCGUCCGUGCGGCGAUGGGUGUCGAAAUGGGCGGAUACUUGGAUAAUCCGACCACUGAACUGGCCAAGCUCUACGCAGUUGUGGAUGCCGCAAUUGACGCGGGAAUCUAUGUGAUCAUUGAUUGGCAUGAUCACAAUGCACAAAACCAUGCUAGUGCAGCAGUCUCUUUCUUCUCAGCCGUUUCCCAAAAAUACGCCUCCUAUCCAAAUGUCAUCUACGAGACUUUCAACGAACCUCUGCAAGAUGUUGAUGUGGCUGCUGGUAAUCCAUUGAGUGGAAGCAAUUUGAUGUACACUCUUCACUACUAUGCUGCCACACAUAAGCAAUACUUGAGGGAUAAAGCUCAGACGGCGUUGAACCAGGGACUUCCAAUCUUUGUCACUGAAUACGGAACGGUGGAAGCAUCUGGUGAUGGCCAAGUUGAUCAACAAUCAUCCAAUGAUUGGUACACUUUCUUGGACAACAACAAUAUUUCCCAUGCCAACUGGGCUAUUGAGAACAAAGCUGAAGGAGCUGCAGCUCUUACACCGGGAAGCACAGCACAGCAAGUCGGCGAUGACACUCGUCUCACAGCUUCCGGGCAAUUCGUAAAGAACAAACUGAGAUCUCAAAAUAAUGGAAUUGCUUGCUCCGGUGUCUCGAAUCCACCACAAGCAACUGGCGGGCAAACAUCGCCAGCCGGACAGACAUCGCCAGCCGGACAGACAUCGCCUCCUCAAACCAAUCCACCAGCUCCUACAACUCCUGGUGCUCAAUUUAGAUGGGCUCAACAUGGACAAUCACUGGAACUU